GAAGUAAAGCAUAUUUGUUAGCUAAGAAACUUUCCUCACGUCAGAUUGAAUGUGUGACAUGUUGGAAAUGACAGUUUGCUGUGAUUUUGCACCUGUACAUUGGUCAUAUUGUUGUCCAGUAUUGUUUUGGCAAUAUAGGAUUGUUACCAGGACACCGCUGCUUGUUCUUAUGUCCAGAUGUACAUAUACGCAUCGAUUUUUUAAAAUGCUGCCACUGUCAACGUCGUUGUUGAGAAACUUAAACUUGUAUACAUUUUAGUUCUAAUCUGGCUCUUGAGCUGAACAACUUUGACAAACUUGUCAUCCUGCCUGCAUGUGUUGUAAAAUAUAAACUGGACUGAGUGGGCAUGGAAAAUAUGAAUUAUUGAUUAUGGUGAUUUAUAGUUUUUCAGUGUGUGUGUGACUGGCUAAUAAAUGCUCUCACUCCAAUCAAGCUGAUUAGAAAUUACAGAAACAGCCCCCCUGCCUCGAUGAAUGAACACACACUUUCUCCACUUUAUAUGCCCCCCAUGGAGGCUUAUAAGGCCUGGGUGCAAGAGGGAAUCAUCCCCUGCUCUCUGGGGACUACUUUACUUCCACACACAUUCAUGGUGGUGGUGCACCCCGCCCCCCGAAAAUACUUCAGCCCCUCGGCCAUGUGCAUGGAGAGGAGAGGCAGAGCAGCCGAGAGAGAGAGGGGGAGACUGGGAGAGAGAGAGAGGGAGCGAGAAAGAGAGGAGAGGCGGGGGGCGAUGAGUCAAUACAACUAAUAAUUUAAUGGGGACACGGAGGGAGAGCCGGAGCGAGAGGGGGAGAGACCGAGAGGCGGAUCGCGAGGCACUGGAGCUCCGAGCCCGAGCAGCAGGACACUACCUCCGCCUCCUCUUCCUCCUCCAGGCGGCGGCGGCGGCGGCAGCAGCGCGGCCAGUCCGCCUAUGUGCACCCGGCAGCGGAGCGUCGUUUAUCCUCGACAUCGGAAAGUAAAAAUUCACUUUUUGACCUCCUCCUCUUUCUGCUUCUUGUCCAAUGUGGCCAACCUGCUCCAGCCUCCUGCCUCGGCUCCUCAUCUGACACGCCGCCGACAACAGAAGGGACGCUUGCUCGCUAUUUGUGCUCGCCGAGGUGUAGCCAGUUUCCAAGCCGGGUUUGAAGCGCCGUGUCGCCGGUGGUUACGAUGUUACAUUCUGUUCUCUGCCCUCUCCCCAGCGGUGGCUAGCGGUUGGCUGGCUGCCUCUCCCCGGCCAUGUUUGUGUUUUUUAACUAUAGUCGCCCUCCCACGGACGCCGCCAGCCGCUCACUCGGACCGCUUCUGGUUGUUUUUGUUCGGUUUGUUUGUUAGCUAAAUGUCGCCGUGUUCCUCUCCCAGCCGGACGGUGUAAGCUAGCGGAGAGCAGACACUCACCAACACGCACACACACACACACACCGGAGAGACGUUCACCGAUGACCGCAGGUCCGAGACUCCGUGGUCCCACUUCACGCCCGCCGGCCGGAGCAGUGUUGCAAACUCCACAUUAAGGAAAGUAGCUAUUGGCUGUUCGAAAAGUCGCUAAAUGACGCCAUAAAUAUAAUUUGCAUAGUUUCCAGUUUCAACACAUUCUCUGAUUUCGGAUUAACAUUUGCAAUAAAAGUAACUGUUGGUUGUUGAUUAGUUUAAGAUGAAGUUACACUCUUCAGUUGUCAUUGUUGGCUAGCUCUAAAGGCUGCUAACAAGAUAAUGCUCUAUAAGAGUUGAGUUGACCUGAACAACACUGCCCCUAGUGUUUUGGCAGAUAAUACAUUAAUAAAUAAAUACAUUAUACAUGCGCACUCAAACCCGAAAAGUGCUAAUAUUUGAUCAAGACAGUGGAGGGGAUGGUGUCGCAACUACGCAGAAGAAUAAUCCAGACUUAACGAUAUGUGCCUUUACAUCAGACCCUAAAAGUCCCUGGUAACCCCCGGAAAAGUCAUUAUAUUUGUCCUUGUAGCUUUUUUUUUUUUUUUUUGGAAAAAGUUGCAUGGGCCUGCAUUGGCAACACUGCGCCUGAGCCUCCUCGGAGCAGCCAAAAGCAACCUGGAAGUUGUAUUUAUUUUAUUUUUUCCUGGCCAACUUGAAGAAGACAGGAUUCCAAGCUGCUGUGGUACAGGUGAUAGUGAGUCGAGGUGCUGAGAAUGAUGGACCAUCUCAGCGAGGCGUGUCUGGGCAAGGAGAACUCGGAGCUGGUCAACAGCAUCGCGGAGGCCAAGGCCCCGCCGGCCAAGCUCCCCCGCAUGGAGCAGAAUGGCAGCCCCCUGGGCCGGGCGAGACUAGGCAGCACUGGCGCCAAGCUAGCCGGACUUCCCUACAAGCCCGCCAAUCACUUGCUGAAGACCUGCCACAAACGAGGCAACAUGCUGCCGGUCUUCUGUGUGGUGGAGCACUAUGAGAAUCCUAUGGAUUUUGACAGCAAGGAAGAGCAUGCCGAGUUUGUGCUGGUGCGCAAGGACAUGCUCUUCAAUCAGCUCAUUGAGAUGGCACUGCUGUCGCUGGGCUACUCCCACAGCUCGGCCGCCCAGGCCAAAGGAAUGAUUCAGGUGGGCAAGUGGAACCCCAUCCCCUUGUCAUACGUGACGGACGCGCCGGAUGCCACGGUGGCCGACAUGCUGCAGGACGUCUACCACGUCGUCACGCUCAAGAUCCAGCUGCACAGUUGUCCUAAGCUGGAGGACCUUCCACCUGAGCAGUGGAGCCACUCUACAGUAAGAAACGCCCUCAAGGAGUUACUCAAAGACAUGAAUCAGAGCUCUCUGGCUAAAGAAUGUCCCUUAUCACAGAGUAUGAUUUCCUCCAUUGUCAACAGCACUUACUAUGCAAAUGUGUCGGCGGCAAAGUGUCAGGAAUUUGGGCGCUGGUAUAAACAUUUCAAGAAGACAAAGGAUAUGAUGGGCAUGCGCCAAACAUCCCAGCUGGAGGGCUACCUGGGGUCGUGCGUCCUCCGUGAGAGCCCGCGUGCUAAUGCACUAGCUGAAAUGGAUGGCCUGGCCGACCUCUCCCCACCCAGCUCCAACCACAACCACCUAGGCUUCUCCCAGCAGCAGCAGCCCAUCCCAGGCAGCACAGCAGAGCAGACACCUUCUUCGCCAGUGCCCCCGUUGUCUCACGCGCCGCCGCCACCUCCCCAUGGAGGCCAGGCAGGCGGGCGGCAGCCCCAGCUCCCCAGCCUUCACCACCCGGGUUUGGUGUCCACUCCCAUCAGCCCCCAACUGGUCAACCAGCAGCUGGUGAUGGCGCAGAUCCUCAAUCAGCAGUACGCUGUCAACCGCCUGCUGGCGCAGCAGUCACUGUCGCAGCAGUACCUCAACCAUCCGCCUGUCAACCGCGCCUCGCACGGCAAGCCCCUGGAGCCUCAGGUGGGCUCCAACACAGAGGUGUCCUCCGAGAUCUACCAGUGGGUUCGAGACGAGCUCAAGCGUGCCGGCAUCUCGCAGGCCGUGUUUGCACGGGUUGCCUUUAACAGAACCCAGGGCUUGUUGUCAGAGAUUCUGCGCAAAGAAGAAGACCCUAAAACGGCGUCGCAGUCGCUGCUGGUCAACUUGCGGGCCAUGCAGAAUUUUCUGCAGUUGCCCGAGGCCGAGCGUGAUCGCAUCUACCAGGAAGAGAGGGAGCGCAGCCUUACGGCAGCUUCUGCCAUGGGUGCCGCCCCGCUGAUUAGCACUCCGCCCAGCCGGCCUGUACAGCCGCGGAGAGAAGACUGCAACAGCGUGCGGCCCGAAGACUGGAACCCGCGCAUCCCCGUGGGCAUUUCCCCUGUGAGCAAACACCCCCAUCUCUACCCCGAAAUCUCUUACACGGUGAAGCCAUCUCCCCUGCCCAGCGAGUGGAACGGCAAGACGGAGAGCUGCAUCCUCAACAUCAACUCCAACAUCUACGAUGAGAUCCAACAGGAGAUGAAGAGAGCCAAAGUUUCCCAGGCACUCUUCGCCAAGGUGGCCGCCUCCAAGAGCCAGGGUUGGCUGUGCGAGCUGCUCCGCUGGAAGGAGGACCCGUCCCCGGAGAACCGGACGCUGUGGGAGAACCUCUCCAUGAUCCGCCGCUUCCUGAGCCUUUCCCAGGCCGAGCGGGACGCCAUCUACGAGCAGGAGAGCAGCACUGGGCAGCAGCACCACGGCGAGCGGCCAUCACACUUCUCGCAUGUCUCGGCCGACCAUCUGCAGUCUCAGCAGCACCACCAGCCCGCCCUGUCCCUGCAGCACCCCUCCCAGCCGCUUCUGUCCCAGCAGCCCUUGCAGCAGCAGCAGCAGCCCACCACCGGCCCCCGCCUGCCGCCACGCCAGCCCUCUACCGCCUCCCCGGCGGAGACUGAGGACGAGGUCGGCCGCGGAGUCGGCGUCAAGUCCCGUACGGGCGGGGGGAAGAUAUCCCUGGAGGCCCUGGGCAUCCUGCAGAGCUUCAUCCAGGACGUGGGCCUGUACCCGGACGAGGAGGCCAUCCACACGCUCUCGGCCCAGCUGGACCUCCCCAAGCUCACCAUUAUCAAGUUCUUCCAGAACCAGCGCUUCUACGUCAACCACCCGGCCAAAGCGCCCAAGGAGCCGACUAAUAACAACAACAACAACAGCAGCGGCAGCACGAGGAGUAGCAGCAGCAGCCCCGCCUUCGACGAGGAGCUGACGGACCUGAAGGAGGGCGGCGAGCUGCUCAAGGAGCUGGACGAGAGCACGCAGACCAACAACACUGCCUUCUGCAUCAAGAUGGAGGAGCAUCUGGGCCACGGCGGGCAAGUGGAGCUGGAACCGGAGGCCAAGGAGUAAAGAACCGACAGGACUGCAUCAGCAGCGUCUGGGACGACUUUUUGCAUUUUGUAAAAGUACUCGUAUUCUUCACUGUAAAGCAUCAUCGACAUAACCUGCACAAAGAUGAAAAAAGACGUGGAUGUUUGCUGACUGCACUUGAUGUUUUACACUGACCGUCUUUCUCGAGCUACUGAUUCCACGCGGGGAGAAAAAGUCUAUGCGGCGUUCUCGGGAGGAUGUUUUUGUGUUUACGUGUGUGAUGUUAAACUGUCUCCUUUUCUUAAUGAGCAAACAAAAUCAAGGACCAAGUUGUUUGACACGGCCUUAAAGACCAGGCAUCAACGUCUGCAGCCUGCUGGCACAUCACUUCUUGUUAUUGUUAAUUCACCAUGUUAUCUUUUGAAAAAGCGCAUCAUGUGAUGACGAAUCAACUGUGGAAUGCCAGCGCCCGGCCCGGCCCGGAUGGCUCUCAGCCGUGAGGUGUUAUUUGUUCGGAGUGAAAUAGAAUAUAAAGAAAUCUCUCUCUAUAAUAAAGACAUAUAUAUAUAACGAUACUAUACCACCAAUGCCUUGUACAAUACGGCACUGCCGGUGUUCCAUUGUUUUGCUCAACCUUUCUCACUGUAUCACGAUUACAAAUGUGAAUGAUGCCAUCUUUGUGUUGUCUGACUAUUUAUUUGCGGUCCCUGCCGUGUUCCCGAUGUUUCUAAGCACGCUUGUUUCUCCACGCCUCAAUCCCAACGACAUUUCCUUCUAUUUGUCGAUGUGAUUUCGACGGGCAGUUAUAACAAAAAGUGUCUUAAACGUUUGAAAUGGAGCAAUGUGCUUUACAGGUUGCCUAUCAUUAAAAAAAAGUGAAAAAUAAAGUGCUGUGGGUUGAGCGAAUCAUGCUACAAGCUUCUCGAUUUAAUGUCGUAUGCAACUUUUCCUAUCAUGCAAAUAAGCUUAGGUGAAACGACUAACCCUGUAGAGAGAAAAAAAUAUGCAAUCUGUGUGGAAAUGAUUGAUGUCUGCGAUGUGUCUUCCUUUGAUCCAGCUAAUCGUGUACAAACAAGCUGUAUAAAAGUCUUUCUUUGCUUAUUUUCAAGGAGUUAUUUUACUAUGACUGACUGUUUUAUAAGUGUCCCCGGUUCCUUUGUGCAGAAACUAUGUCUGGAUUGUCGGUUCUUUGUAUUUCUUGGCAUUAACACGAGCCGAGGCCGUUUUGGCGCCCCCACCUGGAGCGGAACUGACCCCUCGCUGACCGCACGCUCUUUGUAAUAAGUGUAAAUAAAUAGCACACGCUGUCAGAGUGUAAAUAGACAAAAUGGAAACUCUGUUGUGCCUCUUUUAAUCACCUGGGCUCUUCUCCUGCAUCUUGUGCUGAGUGUGUGUCAAACACCUGUGAAACAUGUCAACACCUGCUGGGUAGAGGGGGGGUGUCUACAGGUGUCCCGGCCUGUUCGAUACCCCGCUGUGUGUACCAGUCGGGUCGGUCUGCGCUGGCCUCCUAUUGAUGUUCUGCUGUUUUUUAUUCAUGA
Doryrhamphus excisus (bluestripe pipefish) is the source of this 6251-nucleotide messenger RNA. It is a transcript of the gene satb1b, whose product is annotated as SATB homeobox 1b. The record is from RefSeq and is a predicted model, not a curated record. NCBI's taxonomy places the organism in Eukaryota, Metazoa, Chordata, Actinopteri, Syngnathiformes, Syngnathidae. Gene Ontology annotation, biological process: regulation of transcription by RNA polymerase II; chromatin remodeling. Gene Ontology annotation, molecular function: DNA-binding transcription factor activity, RNA polymerase II-specific; RNA polymerase II cis-regulatory region sequence-specific DNA binding.